Oncorhynchus nerka (sockeye salmon) is the source of this 5308-nucleotide messenger RNA. RefSeq names its product huntingtin-interacting protein 1-related protein-like. Gene Ontology annotation, cellular component: clathrin-coated vesicle; actin cortical patch. The transcript is spliced from 32 exons. The record is from RefSeq and is a predicted model, not a curated record. Gene Ontology annotation, molecular function: phosphatidylinositol-3,5-bisphosphate binding; clathrin light chain binding; clathrin-cargo adaptor activity. Gene Ontology annotation, biological process: clathrin coat assembly; endocytosis; actin filament organization. Bases 825 to 3947 code for a protein of 1040 amino acids. Lineage: Eukaryota; Metazoa; Chordata; Actinopteri; Salmoniformes; Salmonidae.
UAGGUGCGGAAAGGGAUCAUUUUGACAAGAAGCAGCUCAGCAGCAUCAGCAAAGCCAUCAACUCCAACGAGGCGCCUGUGAAAGAGAAACAUGCACGCCGUAUCCUUCAAUAUAACCCCAAACUGGGAACAGUAAACCUUUUUUGCUAUUAUGUGCUCCAAACUUUGUAUGCCUGAUAACCCACUGUGCCGAAUAACUGGGCUGUUUUUAACCACUGGGGAGUUAAUCUGUUGAACCCCAACUCUGUUUGUGUUCUGUAAAGGUAAUUGGUUUUUAGAGCUGACAUUUGCCAUCAUGUAGGCUAUACAUCACCUCAAGGAUAAAAAAUAAUGAAGGUUAAGACUCAAAUAAUUCCAUGCGGACCGUUUGGAAAUAAACACAUUCAUUGGACCAGCGCUGUUGCUGAUUCUGCAGGAUUAGCAUUGCAAAUGUAACCAGCGGCUGGAAAAUCAAGUAAUAAAGUGGCUGUAGAUAAUUUGAAAAAAGUUUAAAUGAAUAGAAUGACAAACAGUUGAGCCAUGAAUUUUGUUGAGUAGUUAUCUGAAAGUCACUACAAAUGCAAACUUUCUGUACUACUACCGUUCACUCUGUCAUUUUCGCGCUGGUUCAGUGAAUUUGUUUAUUUUCUAACGCUUCUGCAUGGAAUUAUUACGUAAGGAAUAAUUGAGGGGCUAUGCGUUCUAUGGAAAAUAAUAAACAAUGUUGAAGGUGUGUUCCACGGCGCGCUAGUGGAGUGGAACUUACCUCCCAUGGAAUUGAAUUGUUUUCCAGAGAACGCAUAGUCCCGAGUAUAUAGCCAUUGAAUUCUACCGUGCUGAUAUACCAUGCGUUCUAGGGAAGUAAUGCACGCGCUAGUAUGCCCUUCAAGCCAAUCCGAAACGAGUAUUCAUCAAUGCCAUGGGAUCAUUCUGGGGACCUACAGGGAGAAGGGGGCCUUUACCUUCUGGUCCUACGCCUUGGGCAUCCCCUUGUCCAGCAACGCCAUCGUUAGCUGGAAGUUCUGCCACGUGCUUCACAAAGUGCUGCGGGAUGGCCACCAUAAUAGCCUUCAGGACUGCAUGAGACAUCACGGUAACAUAGUUGAGAUGGGGCAACUAUGGGGCAACCUUCAUGACAGACAUGGACAGCUGGUGGCUCUGUACUGUAAGCUCCUUUGCACAAAGAUGGAGUUUCACAUGAAGCAUUCUGAAAUCCGACCCAACCUAGAGGUGACAGAUGAGGUUCUAGAGCGUGUUGCAGGAACCGACGUCAAUAAUGUGUUCCAGCUCACUGUGAAAGUGUUUGAUUACCUGGAUGCAGAGUUGAGGCUAGCCGAGACAGUGAUCCGGCAGCUCAACACGUCCAUUGCCAUCUCUACGACAACGUCAGGCCAGUGUCGCCUGUCCCCCCUCAUCCAGGUCAUCCAGGACUGCAGUCACCUCUACCACUUCACCGUCAAGCUGCUUUUCAAACUGCAUGCCUGUCUCCCAGCAGACACCUUGCAAGGACACCGUGAUCGUUUUCAUGACCAGUUCCACAGCCUCAAGACCUUCUUCAACAAAGCCAGAGACAUGCAGUACUUCAAGAGACUCAUCCAGAUCCCCAAGCUGCCAGAGUCUCCUCCUAACUUCCUGCACGCGGCUUCCCUGGCCAAGCAUGCAAGGCCAGUGGUGGUCAUCCCAAGUGAGGAUGAGCCCGAGCAGCAGGAGGAUGAUGAUGACGAUGAUGACCCUGAACCGCUUAUCAACGUCAGCGAUGUCACCAUGCCCAGCAUGAUGGUGCCACAGCAGUUUGACAGAUUUGAUCAGACUUUCGGACCUUCCAAUGACAGGGAUAUCCAGAUUGAGAACCUCCAGCAGGACUUGGGGAAGUUGAGGGCAGAUCUGGAAAGGGUCAAAGGAGAGGCCCAGCGCUACAUCACACAGCUCAAGUCUCAGAUUAACAGCCUUGAGACAGAGCUGGAAGAGCAGCGGGUGCAGAAACAGCGUGCCCUGGUGGAGAAUGAACAGCUGCGCAUGGAGCUGGAGGCCACUCGGCGCCGCAACGCUGAACACGAGAUCGUGCAGGCCACCUUCGGAGAGGCCGAGACGAGAGCCCAGGCCACAGAGCAGCGCUACACCAAGCUAAAGGAGAAGCACACGGAGCUGGUGUCCAGCCAUGCUGAACUGCUCAGGAAGAGUGCAGACACCGUGAAGAUUCUGUCGGCAACACAUCAGACCCAGGAGGAGGUGGAGAGGACCAAGCAGCAGCUGGCUUUCGAGGUGGAUCGCAUCAAACUGGACGCUGACAUGAAGCUUGAGGAGCAGAAGUUUGAGAUGAAGAAGCUUAAAAGGGAUUUUGAGGAAAAGCGGGCUGAGGUGGAACAUGUCAAAGGCACUCUGCAGCGCACUGAGAAGGUGGGGGAACAGCUGACCAGCUCUAUGUUGGCGCUGCAGGCGGAGAAAGAGCGCCUGAUGCGCUCUGCAAGUGAAAAAGAGGCCGAGCUGUCGUCCCUGAGCCAGACUGCACAGCUGCAGCAGUCUUCUCUGCAGCAGGAGAGAGAUCGGAGCACUAGGGAGCUGGGAGAGCUGCAGGGCAAGUUGCAGGAGAAGUCCAGACGUGAGGUGCAGUUGCAGCAGAAGCUGCUGGAGGAGCAGUUCUCCCUGCUGCAGGGAACGGUCUCUGAGGCUGAGUACAUCAUUCAGGACGCUGUGGCCAAGCUGGACGACCCCCUGCAUAUCCGCUGCACCAGCUCCCCAGAUUACCUGGUCAGUCGGGCAGAGGCCACUUUGGGCUCCAUUGACAAAGUGAAAAAAGGUCACUCCGACUACCUGACGAACAUGGGAGAUGCUGGUGGGCUACUGAGGGCCCUGACCAACUUCUCCCACCUGGCUGCUGACACCAUCAUCAACGGCAGUGCCACAGCACACUUGGCUCCCACUGACCACGCCGACCGUCUGACAGAGAAUUGCAGGGGCUGUGCCACUCAGAGUCUGCAGUUCCUGAAGGAUCUCAAGUCCAAGACCUCCCUUCAGAGGGCAGACCCGGCCUCCAUUCGCAUAGUGGUUGAAAAUAUCAUGAAGCUGGGGGAGGAGCUGCGACCUAAAGGCAUGGAUGUGCGACAGGAUGAGCUGGGAGAUCUGGUGGACAAGGAGAUGGCAGCCACAUCAGCAGCCAUUGAGAAGGCAGUGAGCAGAAUCGAUGAAAUGAUGAACCAGGCCCGAAUGGACACCUCAGGGGUCAAACUUGAGGUCAAUGAGAGAAUCCUCUACAGCUGCACAGACCUGAUGAAGGCCAUCCACCUGUUGGUCCUGACAUCCACCGACCUACAGAAGGAGAUUGUUGAGGGCGGAAGGGGUGCAGCCACUAUUAAGGAAUUCUACGCCAGGAACUCCCGUUGGACUGAGGGACUCAUCUCUGCCUCCAAAGCUGUGGGAUGGGGAGCCACGCAGAUGGUUGAGUCUGCUGAUAAGGUGGUGCUGCACACUGGCAAAUAUGAGGAGCUCAUUGUCUGCUCCCACGAGAUCGCUGCCAGCACGGCACAGUUGGUCGCAUCCUCCAAGGUAAAAGCAGACCGCAACAGUACAAAACUGACAGCUCUCCAGCAGGCUUCUCGCCAUGUGAACGAGAUGGCAGCCAACGUGGUGGCCUCCACCAAGACAGGCCAGGAGCACCUGGAGGACAAGGAUACCAUGGACUUCUCUGGAAUGUCUCUCAUCAAGCUAAAAAUGGAGGAAAUGGAGUCACAGGUGAAGGUGUUGGAGCUGGAGAAUCAGCUGGGUAAUGAGCGUCUGCGCCUGGGAGAGCUCAGGAAGAAGCACUAUAAUAUUGCAGGUGUUCCAGCAGCAGACCUCCCGGAGGGCAACGGACUGGACCCCUCGCUUGCCCCUGUUGCACCCUCCUCACCCAAAUCCUCCAAGCCUAGUGUCAUGAGGAAACCUGACUUGGCUCAGAAACCCAACUUACCGCCUAAAAAUAUGUUUAGGUAGACAGCUACAAGCUAGAGAAGGACAUCUUCAUAGUGGAUGGUUGGGUUGAUCUGAGACACAGCCAUCUUAUGACGUGGACACAGGGUCCUUUUGAGCUGCCUCCAACCGGACAAUCCUCUGUCCCAAACUCUCUGCCUAUUUCUUUUGCCAAACUGGAACUUGUGCUCCCCUCUUCUUCAGCCUGGUUUUAUCUCUCGGUGCUUUCUGCCUGUGAAAGAGAUGCGCUCUAUCCUUUUUAUAGAUAAACCACAAUGUGCCACCGAGGCGGUAUUCUUUGUUUUUGUGGACCAUAAUGGUAUCAAGAACUGAAAGGGAAAAUGUUUUAUGGAAUUAUGCAAAUCGUUUGUAAUGGAACAAUGUAAUUUUGUGUUUCUGAGCUUUUUACUUAAAGCUACUUUUAAAAGACCGUUGUGCAUAUAAUUGUAUUAGUAUGGACAGGAUCACUUUAACAUCAUAAAAUGACAGAGUAUUGAAUUAGGCCAUAUCUGGGACAGCCUCUUGGUGCACAUUGUUUGGUAGCCUUUUUCUGGAGUGCGUCACUGUAUUUUUUUGUUAUUUUUCUAUGUUGGUUGCUGUGUGGGGGAAGGAGGGAGACAUUGGCACACAGUUCAUGCGGGAAAGCACAUUUUUACACAGUCCCUAUUCAAUGUCUCUGCAUAAGUUCCAGGGUGUCAUUCCCGCUACUUCCUUAGCUUGACCCUAUAUGUAAUUGGGACUGUAGUCUCGUCCUCACCCCUUUCCAUAUCACUACAUGCAUGAUCAUCAUUAAGACCAGGGAGUUAGGUGUUUCGAGAUCUCCCAACGCUGUUUAGGUUACUGCAUUUGAUUCUAGAUUUGACCCAUUACCCGCAGAUCAAAGAACCGCUCGAUCAGUAACUAUACACACAAGUACAAUUAUGUAUUUUUAUAUACAAUAGGAAAUUUACUCAAUAGGGAUUUAAUCUGCACAUCACAAAUGAUUGUUUGCAUCUCUUAUGUGCACCCUAGACACUGACUGUCUCUAACACUGGGUAUGUUAAACUGGCUAUGUAGUUACAGGACAUUGGUUAAAAAUGUUGGCACACAAAGGCAAUCUCUGUACUUGACAAUGAACAAGUCUCACCUUUUUUAAAGGGACUUUUUUGCUACUUUCCCAGGCUGAAAAGGGAUGGAAUAUGUGAGAGGGUGACGGCACAAGGGGUCUAUACAGGAUGUACAGUAUGUUGAACCCUUCUUUUGCUUCUGGGAGCAUAAAAUGCUUUCCUGUUCUUUCCUCUGUAUUAAAUGUGUUUUAUAUAUUAAAAUCUAGUAAUAUAUUUUAGUAAAGACUGCUGUUACUGUGGUUCCUCUUUAUACAUGGCAAAUAAACAAAUGUUAGUGUA